AUGAAGGUUUUUGUCAAAACGUUGAAGGGGACUCACUUCGAAAUCCAAGUGAAACCCGAAGACACGGUUGCUGAUGUGAAGAAAAACAUUGAAACUGUUCAAGGAGCAGAUGUUUAUCCAGCUGGACAACAAAUGCUUAUUCAUCAGGGGAAAGUUCUUAAAGAUGGAACCACUUUGGAUGAAAACAAAGUUGCUGAAAAUAGUUUUAUUGUCAUUAUGUUAUCCAAGAACAAAACCACCUCCGGUGAAGCUUCAAGAUCAGCACCCGCCCCGAAGGCGGCUCAGCCAAGUGCUGCCCCCCCCGCUGCCGCCCCGGUGGCUGCAGCCCCUCAGCCUCAGGCGGCUCCUGUUACCGUGACACCACCUGCCACCGCGCCUCCACCAUCAGACACCGCGAUAGCUCCGCCGGAAAAUGUGUAUGGGCAGGCGGCAUCACAUCUGGUUGCAGGAACCAAUUUGGAAGGUGCAAUCCAACAGAUUCUUGAUAUGGGUGGCGGGACAUGGGACAGGGACACUGUCAUCCGUGCCCUUCGUGCCGCCUUCAACAACCCUGAAAGAGCUGUUGAAUAUUUAUAUUCCGGUAUCCCUGAGCAAGCUGAAGCUCCACCAGCAACCGCUGCCCCACCAGUGCAAGGACCGCCAGCUGUCAUCCCCCAAACCACACAACCGCCAGCUGUCCUUCCAAGUGGCCCAAAUGCAAAUCCUUUGGACCUCUUUCCUCAGGGUCUUCCUGAUAUGGCCGCCAAUGCUGCGGCAGGUGGUGGUGGUGGAGGCAACUUGGAUUUCCUGAGGAACAGCCCUCAGUUUCAGGCUUUCCGGGCAAUGGUUCAGGCGAAUCCUCAAAUCUUGCAGCCGAUGCUUCAAGAAUUGGGGAAGCAAAAUCCGCAUCUUGUUAGACUGAUUCAAGAGCACCAAGCUGAUUUCCUCCGUUUGAUCAAUGAACCCGUUGAAGCUGGAGAGAACCCACUCGGGCAGCUUGGGGCAGCCGUGCCACAGUCGGUGACCGUGACACCUGAGGAGCGGGAAUCUAUUGAGCGUCUUGAAGCGAUGGGAUUUGAUAGGGCGUUGGUGUUGGAGGUGUUUUUUGCAUGCAACAAGAAUGAAGAGCUGGCUGCUAAUUACCUGUUAGAUCAUAUGCAUGAGUUUGAAGAGUAGUAGUGAGAGAUCGUCUUUUCUUAUAUUUCUAUUCAAAUUUCAUGUCAUCUGUUUUAAUUUGGUGAGAGUGAAUAUACUUGUUAAUGGGGAUGAAUGGAUAUGGAGUGAUGCAAAACAAGGAAAAAAAAUUCAAAUGCAACUCAAGUCUUUGGUCUUUUUCUUAGCAUUGGUUUCUUUUCACCUUGUGGUCUUUAUCCA
This is a messenger RNA of Lactuca saligna, 1353 nucleotides long. NCBI's taxonomy places the organism in Eukaryota, Viridiplantae, Streptophyta, Magnoliopsida, Asterales, Asteraceae. The record is from the annotation of a GenBank genome assembly.